Molecule: messenger RNA, 3847 nt
Organism: Rotaria sordida
Lineage: Eukaryota; Metazoa; Rotifera; Eurotatoria; Philodinida; Philodinidae
Source: the annotation of a GenBank genome assembly
UCUCAAUACUGAUAUUGAUCUCAUGCUGAGCUUUCUUAAUCAAUAGCCUUUAGUCCUCUUAGCUCAAUUUUCUUAAUGCAGAAUUUAUUGUAAAAUUUUUCCUUAUUACAUAAUUGUGAUGAUCUAAUACAUUGUUGUAAUUUCAACAAUGAAUAGCCAAAAGGUUUCAAGAUCAAAAGACAAAAUCAUUCUAUCAUUUUCGAAGAGCUUAUGUUGGUUGAACAUUGACACCAUAGAAAAAAAUAAUAGAUAUAAUCUCAGAGAUCGUUGGUGAUAAUUAUCACUAACAUGAAUGAUUAAAUGAUCCUAAUUAUGUGAGGGUUUUUUUUUUGUUCCGGCUCUCAUCGAAUUCUGUCAUUAUUUCAAUAUCUUUCUAUUAUAUUUAUAAGUACAUAUAUGCUUUAUUUAGAAUGAUGAUUCUUAUUCAAUUUGUGCAAGUAAUCAACAAUUAUUUUCUAGUCAAUGUGAAAUGGAUAUUCGUUCAUGUGAAUUACAAAUUCAUCUUUAUGCUAUUGCACCACAUUAUUGUAAUAAAGAUCGAGAUAAACCUGAAUAUACUCGUGAAUGUGGUUAUGAUGAACCAUUAGUUGAUACAAUAAUGAAUCGUAAUACUGAAUGUGACACUAUUGGACGUUGUCCAAUGAAUAGUUAUUGUAAUACGCAAACAAAUCGAUGUUGUGUUAAAAUUAUUACUGCUAUAUUACCUUAUCGAAUAUGUUCAACAGAUGAACAUUGUGGUAAAAAUAUGGUUUGUUUAAGUGGUCUUUGUGAAUGUAUACGUCAAGAUUUUGUACCAGCAAGAAAAAAACGAGAAUGCAUUGCUGUACCUUAUUUAUCUAUUGGUUCAACUUGUAUUGAUUCUCCAUAUGAAUGCUGUAAUGAUAGUGUUACUAUUUCACCUAGUUCAGAUCGACGUGGAUGUCCUGAAUUUUGUAAAUGUCAUUCAACUGGUUCAUUACAAGCUUCAUGUGAUCCAAUAACAGGUUCUUGUUAUUGUCGACCAGCUGUUGGUGGAUCUAGUUGUUCACAUUGUGAAAAUGAAUAUUGGGGAUUUUCUCGUAUAUUAUCACAUAAUAAUACAGGAUGUACUCCUUGUGGUUGUCAUCCAUAUGGUUCAACACGAAAAGAUUGUCUUCAAGAUACCGGUGAAUGUUCUUGUCAUUCAUUUGCAACAGGUCGUCAAUGUGAUAAAUGUAUUGAUCCAUCUUUAACAUUAACUGACCGUGGAUGUGUUAAUUUACGUACAGGCCGUCGUCGUCCACGAACAUGUCGAGAUUUAAUUUGUCUUUUUGAAGGUAUAUGUCAAAUAAUAAAAGGUCAACCUCGCUGUACAUGUCAUCAUGUUACAUGUACAAAUGAUGAACAACGUUCAAUGAAUAUAUGUGCAUCUGAUGGACGAACUUAUAAUUCAAAAUGUGCUAUUAAACGACAACAAUGUUUAAAACAAUAUGAAAUUGGUUUAAUUUAUCCAGGUGUUUGUACAGAUGGAUCAUCAACAGAAUAUUCUCAAUUGGAAGAAGAAAUUGAAUUACCAAUUGAAGAAAAUAUAUUUGAUUAUCCAUCACAAUUCGUAUCGGUUGAUUCAAAACGAUGUAUUACAAAUUCAGAUUGUGGUGAAAAUAUGGUUUGUUUAUCAGAAUUUUGUGAAUGUGCAAAACAAAAAUAUAAACGUAUACCAGGACCACGAUGUGUGGCGCCUCAUUCGAAUCUUUUACCAUCGAAUUAUACAUUAAAUCCUGUUCGUCGUACAACAAUGGGUGCUUGUGUACGACGAACACCCUGUGAAAAUCAAGCUACAUGUAUCGAUCGACCAGAUGGAAAUUAUAAAUGUUUAUGUGCUUUUGGUUGGCAAGGACGUCAUUGUAAUGAAAGAUUUGAUGUAACAAUUCCACAUUUUAAUCGUCAAUCAUAUUUUGAACUUAAAAUUCAUUUAUCACCAAAACAUAGUGAUAAUCAAUUAUUACGUAUUGAUCUUAUAUUUGCAUCUGAACAUCAUAAUGGUUUACUACUUUAUGCUGAUGAUAAAUUAACAGAAUUUUAUUUUAUUAUUUCCAUAAGAAAUAAAAUUCUUGAUAUAACUGUUCGUCUUGAUCAUUUUAUUUCAACAAUUCAAUUACCUGAUUUGAUUGAACUUGAUACAUAUGCUCGUUUACAAGUACAUAUUUUACAUAAUGAAAUACGUGCAAGAUUAAAUGAUGGAAAUAUUUCAUCAAGAUUAUUACCAUUUGGGAGUUCAUUUAAAAGUACAUUAUAUUUAGGAGGUUUACCUGAUUCUUUAAUUUCUCUUUAUCAACAAUUUCAUCUUGAUGAAGGUUUUCAAGGAUGUAUACAUGAAUUAUCAAUAAAUGAGCGACGAUUAACAUUCAAUAAUUCUGAACAUCAUAUUAUUCUUAGUGCACAAAAUAUUGAUGAAUGUAUUGCAAAUCCAUGUCGAUCCGGUAUAGCAUCGUGUCGAAAUGGAACUCAUUGUAUACCAAUAAGAAAUAAUGAUGCAAAUAGUUAUAAAUGUAUAUGUGAGGAUCAUAUAUCAUCAUUAAAUACUGAUUGUUUAAUAUCAUCAAUUGAUCGAUGUUCACUAAAACCAUGUGAUUAUGAUCAACAAUGUAUAAAUGUAUAUCCAAAUAAUUAUACAUGUAUUUGUAAAAAUUGUGCAUCAGAUAAUCAAUAUAUAGCUGCAUUUGAUCCAAAUAGUUAUAUAAAAAGGCCUCCUCUUGAACCAUUAGAACAUACAGGAAAAUUUUCAAUUGAAAUAUGGUUUCUUAGUGAAAGUUCAUCAGGUUUAUUAAUUUAUAGUGAUCAUGUAAAUUCUAAAAAAGGAUAUUUUACUGUUUUUAUACAAAGACGAAUAGUUAUAUGUAAUAUUUUAAUUGGAAGCAAGACUAUUUCACUUAGUUCUCGAUAUCCAAUCGAAUUAAAUAUAUGGCAUCGAUGUUCAAUCGAAAUCUAUGGUCAAAAAUUCACUCUAAUAGUCGAUCAAGAAUCACCUGUAGUUACAUAUGAAUUAUUUUCUACAAAUAUUCUAUGGCCUCGUUCAUUUACAUUUAUUGGUAAUUUACCAAUUCAAUAUCGUUCAUUUGACACAUUAUCAAAUUUCAUCAUAUUCGAAGGAUUUCGUGGUGCCAUACAAAAAAUUAUUCUUAAUAAUCAUCCAUUAAAUGAUAUUCGCCAAGAUGCUAUAGAAUUAUUUAAUAUAAGUGAAUAUCGUGGUUAUCCAUGUCAACCAAAUCCAUGUACAUUAAAUAAAAUUUGUCAACAAACAGAAUUAAAUAAUUAUACAUGUCAUACACGAUAUAAACAAUCUAAUGUUAAAGAUAUAUCAAUUGAAUUAGAUGGAAGACAAAAUCUUAUUUAUUCAUAUAUACCAUUAAAUUUAAAUAGAAAUUAUUUUAAAUUAUCAUUUAGAACAAAAACUUCUUAUGGUUUAAUUUUUUAUAUUGGUGAUACAACAAUAAAUGUUUUUUCUCAAUAUAUAUCAUUAACAAUUGUUAAUGGUUUUAUACAAUUUACAAUUAAAAUAGAUGAAAAUUCAACUGAAAUAUUUUUAAGAUCAAAAACACGUAUUGAUGAUGGUCAAUGGCAUCGAAUUGAAAUUGAAAGAUUUCGUCGUCGGAUAACAAUGAAACUCGACGAUAAUUAUCCUCGUCGUACUGUAUCAUUAAGUAAAAUAACUACAUUUCGUCCAAAUCCAACAUAUAUUUAUAUUGGUGGUUAUCAUCGUUUAUGUGGUCAUGAUGAACAACAUUGUCGAGCAUAUCGUGGAUGUUUAAAAAACUUUUUUAUUGAUAAACAUUUUAUUGAUUUAUUUAAUGAUGAAAUAAAUCAAUAUUAUCCAUUAAAACAAUGUUAA